Messenger RNA from Triticum dicoccoides, 1879 nucleotides. Its product is annotated as putative pectinesterase 63. Bases 81 to 1322 code for a protein of 413 amino acids. The record is from RefSeq and is a predicted model, not a curated record. The transcript is spliced from 6 exons. Gene Ontology annotation, biological process: cell wall modification; pectin catabolic process. Gene Ontology annotation, molecular function: pectinesterase activity. NCBI's taxonomy places the organism in Eukaryota, Viridiplantae, Streptophyta, Magnoliopsida, Poales, Poaceae.
UUCAUCCCUCAAUAAACAAAUAGAAGCCUAAAUAAAUAGAUUGAACUAUCAAAUAGUUCAUCUCUUUAUAUCCUGUCACCAUGCAGCAGGGGCACAAUUUGCCUCUCGGCAUUGCUGUUCUUGUGCUAAUCCUAGCAUCCAUCUCCCCGGCUUCUUCGCAGAACCAGCAAGCCACCUUCAACAUCGGUGGCGGUGGCGGCGCGGCCAAAAAGCCGAUCUCCGGUGGUGGCGCGGGAGCCGGAGGCGGCGACGGCUUUGACCAGUUCAUCGCCAAGAACGUCGAGCACUUUGCCGUCACCGAGCAGAUCUACGCUAGCAAGGCCAAGGCCAGCGGCGGCAAGGUGCUCGACGCGGAGCUGGCGGCGGCCGAGGCCGCCACGGUGAGGUAUGUCGUGAGCCCCGACGGCAAGGGAAAUUUCAAGACCAUCACCGAUGCGAUCAAGGCCGUGCCGGAGAAGAACAAGAAGAGGACCAUCCUCGACAUCAAGCCCGGCACCUACAAGGAGAAGCUGACAAUCCCGAUGUGGAAGCCGUUCAUCACGUUUGUGGGCAACCCGAAGAACCCGCCGGUCAUCACGUGGGACGACACGGCAGGGACGCGCGGCAAGGACGGCAAACCCCUCGGCACCCUCGCCAGCGCCACCGUCGCCGUCGAGGCUGACUACUUCGUGGCCUCCGGCGUCGUAUUCAAGAACCACGCACCAUUGGCAAAGGCGGGUCAAGAGGGCGGGCAAGCGGUGGCGCUGCGGUUGUUCGGCACCAAGGCCGCCUUCUACAACUGCACCAUUGACGGCGGGCAGGACACGCUCUACGACCACAAGGGCCUCCACUACUUUAAGAAUUGCAUCAUCCGAGGGAGCGUCGACUUUAUCUUUGGCUUCGGGAGGUCCCUCUACACGGACUGCACGAUCAUGUCGGUGACGACGGAGAUAGCAGUGCUGACGGCGCAGCAGCGGAGCAAGGGCAUUGACGAUAAGGACGCCAUCGAGAGCGGGUUCUCGUUCGUGCGGUGCAAGAUCUUCGGACUGGGCCAGAUCUACCUCGGAAGGGCAUGGGGGGACUCGUCGCGGGUGGUCUACUCCUUCACGGACAUGAGCAAGGAGGUGGUGCCCGUCGGCUGGGACAAAUGGAAGGUCGAGAAGCCAGAUCGGAAGGGUGGUGUAUUCUACGGGGAGUACAAGUGCAGCGGGCCCGGGGCCAUGUCCAACGAGAGGAUCGGGUGGGCGCGGGUGCUCGACGACGCGCAGGCGAGGCCCUUCACCGGCUCGCACUUCGUCUACGGCAACUCCUGGAUCCUACCCCCGCCCAAAAGCAACUUUUAGGUUGCUCAAAAAACUCCAGCGGCUGAUACUACAGAGUAUUUGGGAGCACUUCCAUAUUUUUGCCCGCACGUGCAACAAAUAUGCGAUGACCACAGGGCUGCUGCAAAAUAGACCGAAGCCAUGCGGAGCCCAACUGUCACGCUGAAAUUUUCGACCAUCGCACCUGCCACCAUCCUACAACUGCCGCUGGCGGGAUCUCCACCGCCAUGCCGUGUGUCCACCGUCCAUACCCGUCUCAGCCAACAGAUGGGAUCUUCGUGGAACAGGAGCUUACGGCGGCGAUAAAAUUCUUCAGAAAAUAUGGCGAAGGGUUUUGAUGUUUAUAGAGAAUUAUGGCGGUGGAAUCAGGUCAAGGCGGUGUAAGGGGGCACACAUGUCCAGGUGGCUCACCCUUCCCUAGGGCACGCGGGGCGGCCGUGUGGGCCCUUGGCUUCUUGUCUCGAUCUCUUCCGAAGCUUCAUCUGGGUACUUUGGCACGCAUGACUAUAUCUCGCUUUAUGUAAGACAAUAGCAUGUCUUGCCUCAAGCAGCCGCCAAAAUGGGCCGGCCCUGCACGG